GUUUUACUCAAAUGGAUCCAAUAUAUACUUUCUUUCACUCAAUCUAAACCCUAAAUUCAUUUCAUUCACAUCCGCCCCCAUCCUUCUUCUUCUUCUCUCUCUCUCUCUCACUAGACGCGGUGUCUGCAUGCGACGGAUUUCACCGGCGAUUUCACCAUCCUUCUUCUCAGGGUUUCUUUCUCCGGUGGAAAAAAGAUCCAGAUGAAGAUGGAGCGGUGGAGAUACCGUCGACUUAGAUCUACCUUACCACCGUCGAGCCAGAUCUGAGUUCUUAGAGGAAUAUUGACAGCCCGGAUCUGAUGCUACAGGUAGCUAGCUGAGUAUCAUGCACGUGCUGUUGUUUCUGUGAAUUCUCAAAAACGCCCUUCGUUAAGAGCGCGAAAGCAGAAAUUGCUUAGUUUGUUUGAAUUUGCUGAUAAUUGAAACCUUUGCUGAUAUUCAACCACAAGCACCGACUCAAUCUGUUCAACUGGCAGUUUCAGCACCAACUAAAUAUGAACCAGAGGCUUCCAGCAUCAUUUCAUCAGCAGAGAGCUAUGCUAGAGGCUUCAUCAAGAUCUUUAGAUUCCACAGCUCAGACAGGAAAUUCAAACGGUGGAGAUUGUCAAGAAGAGGUGUAUCAAAAGGUGAAAGCUAUGAAGGAUCAGUAUUUUCAAGGGCUGGCUGAUCUGUACCCGAAAAUUUUAGGCAAAUUGCAGCAGGUUGUCCUACUUUUGAAUGGAAGUCUCUAUCUAAAUCUUGUUAGUAUCGAGUCACAAUGGUUGGAUCCUUUCAAAAAAGCUGAGGUUUGCCUUCGUAUCAAGUCGGAGCAAAGUCAAAAGUCAGGUUGAAAAGAGGUGAACAGUGGUGAAAAGAGGGAAUAGUGGUCAACAGUGAUCAGAAGGGUGAAAAGAGGUGAAAGUGGUGAAAAGAGGGAACAGUGGCCAGAAGCAUGCUUCCUGUACAACAUCUACUUUUGUCAACUGUACAGCUGGGUUGAAAAGUAGAUGUCAAAAGUACAGCAUCUACUUUUGACAUUAUAUAUAGUCAGGUUGAAAAGUAGAUGUCAAAAGUACAACAUCUACUUUUGACAUUAUUUGUGUAUUUUGUUUAAUUUGUUUGAAGGUUCAAAUUCCGAUUGUGAUUCUUGUUUGAACGGUUUUGAUUGGAUCAGUCGGUUGUUUACCAGAAGCAAAUGAUUGGUUUCUACUUCUGAUGUGGUAUAUGUAUGCUGUUAAAUUUGGAUUUGGUAUGAGUUGCAAGGUAUUGUUUCAAUCCUAUGUGUAUUGGAUGGUAUAUGAUAGUGUUGUUAUGCCGUUUGAAAAUUUGAAUAAGAUAAAACUCUAAAAGAUGUAAGGUUCUUUAGGUGAAAUGUGGAGUGUGACACUGGAUUGUAUGGUGCCUUAGCUUACCUUAGGGUUUAUUAGUGUGGUUUAUUACUUAUUUCAUAAAUAGAAGUUUGAAUAUCUUACUUAAAUGGUUUGGUUUAUAUGUGAGGAGAUGCUAGGUUUGUGGUCAAUUUCAUGAAGUAACUUGACUAAUGAUUGUGAUUGUUUCAUGGAUGUUAAGAUGUCUAACUUUGAAGCUUAUAUGGUUAUGAUAGAUUUGGGUGAAAGACAUAUGGGGAAGAUGUAUGCCAUGCAUCAGAAGUUAGAGCCGAAUGUAUGGGCCAAUGCAGACUUGCAGCUUUUGAAUCCUCAUGAAAGAGAAAGACAACUAAUCAAAUAGAAGAAACACAGAUGCCAGGACAUGAAGAAGAUGUAUGGCAUGGCAAUACUUAUUAUUUAAAACCUUUUAUUUUUUUAAUUUAUUUAUUAAUACUAAAGAUGUUAUUUUGGUGGAAA
Molecule: messenger RNA, 1823 nt
Organism: Helianthus annuus (common sunflower)
Lineage: Eukaryota; Viridiplantae; Streptophyta; Magnoliopsida; Asterales; Asteraceae
Product: mediator of RNA polymerase II transcription subunit 15a
Exons: 10
Coding region: 495-830 (111 amino acids)
Molecular function (GO): chromatin DNA binding; transcription coactivator activity
Source: RefSeq, a predicted model, not a curated record